Kogia breviceps (pygmy sperm whale) is the source of this 1763-nucleotide messenger RNA. It is a transcript of the gene CES5A, whose product is annotated as carboxylesterase 5A. NCBI's taxonomy places the organism in Eukaryota, Metazoa, Chordata, Mammalia, Artiodactyla, Physeteridae. The record is from RefSeq and is a predicted model, not a curated record.
AUGAGUGGGGAGUGGGUGCACCCAGGCCAGACCCUGAUCUGGGCUGUUUGGGUCCUUGCAGCUGCCACCGAGGGGCCAGCUGCAGAUGCACCAGUGAGGAACACCAGGCUGGGAUGGGUCCAGGGGAAGCAAGCUACUGUGCUGGAAAACAACAUGCCUGUGAACGUGUUCCUUGGGAUCCCUUAUGCUGCACCCCCUGUAGGACUCCUGCGAUUUGCAAAACCAGAGCCUGCAUUGCUCUGGAAUGAUUUCCAAAACGCUACGUCCUACCCUAAAUUGUGCCUCCAGAACUCAGAGUGUCUGUUCUCAAAUCAACCCAUUCUCAAGGUGCAUUAUCCCAAAUUCAGUGUGUUGGAAGACUGCCUGUUCCUUAACAUCUAUGCACCAGCCCAUGUGGACACUGGCUCCAAGCUUCAGGUCAUGGUGUGGCUCCCUGGGGGUGCCUUCGAGACUGGCUCAGCAUCCAUCUUCGAUGGGUCUGCCCUGGCUUUCUAUGAGGACGUGCUUGUUGUGACUAUCUAGUACCGACUAGGAAUAUUCGGCUUCUUCAACACAGGGGACAAGCACGCACUGGGGAACUGGGCCUUCAUGGACCAGGUGGCUGCCCUGACCUGGGUCCAGGAGAACAUCGAGUUCUUUGGUGGGGACCCACACUGCGUGACUAUCUUCGGUGAGUCAGCAGGAGCUAUAAGUGUUUCCAGCCUUAUUCUGUCCCUCAUGGCCAAAGGCUUAUUCCAUGGAGCCAUCAUGGAGAGUGGGGUGGCCAUCAUCCCUUACCUGAAGGCCCCUGAUUACGAGAGGAAUGAUGAUGAUGUAGAUUUCGCGAAGAGAAGCAGCUGCCGAUUUUUCUCUUCUUCCUUAUUUCAGAAAACCAAGUCUUUCACUCGAGUGGUUGAUGGCUUGUUCUUUCCUCAUGACCCUUUAGACCUAUUGGCUCAAAAAUCAUUUAAGCCAGUUCCUUCUAUCAUCGGAGUCAAUAACCACGAGUCUGGCUUCCCGCUGCCCAUGGAGUUUCCUGAGAUCCUCGGGGGCUCCAACAAGUCCCUCGCCCUGCAGUUGAUACACUCAAUCCUGCACAUCCCUGUCCAGCAUUUAUACCUUGUGGUUAAUGAAUAUUUCGACAACAAGCACUCUCUGAUUGAUAUAUGAAAUCGCUUCCUGGAUUUGCUUGGAGAUGUGUUCUUUGUGAUCCCUGGGCUGGUCACAGCUCAAUAUCACAGAGAUGAGUCUCCUAAUGCUGGUGCACCUGUCUACUUCUGUGAGUUUCAGCAUCGGCCCCAGUGCUUAAAGGAUAAGAAGCCGCAUUUUGUCAAAGCUGAUCACACUGAUGAAAUCCGCUUUGGCUUUGGAGGUGCCUUCCUGAAGAGCGACAUUGUCAUGUUUGGUGUGGCUACAGAGGAAGAGAAACGGCUGAGCAGGAACAUGAUGAGAUAUUGGGCUAACUUUGCUCAGACUGGGAAUCCUAAUGGGGAAGGCCUGCCCCUGUGGCCAGCCUACGGUCAGACUGAGGAGUACUUACAGCUGGACUUGAACAUGAGCGUGGGACAGAGACUGAAAGAGCUGGAGCUGGAGUUUUGGACGGACACCCUCCCCCUGAUGAUGUCCUCUUCCGGAACGCUCCUUGCUUCACUUUCUUUCUUAACAUUCCUUUCUCUGCUCCUGCCUUUCAUUUUCUCUUUUGCUCCUUGGCAGGUUAUCUUUGUGUGAUUCUGGUUUUCCUUCUCAUUCUGCUGUUUCUCCCACAAUCAUUAGCUUCAUCUGUG